This is a messenger RNA of Cephus cinctus (wheat stem sawfly), 1220 nucleotides long. RefSeq lists its product as uncharacterized. NCBI's taxonomy places the organism in Eukaryota, Metazoa, Arthropoda, Insecta, Hymenoptera, Cephidae. Gene Ontology annotation, cellular component: septate junction; membrane. The record is from RefSeq and is a predicted model, not a curated record. Gene Ontology annotation, biological process: regulation of tube size, open tracheal system; septate junction assembly. Bases 24 to 689 code for a protein of 221 amino acids. The transcript has 2 exons.
AUCCGCAUUGUAUUUUCAUAAAAAUGAAAAAACGAAGCUUGUCUGGGAACGUUGGCGUGGGGAUAUUCGUCGUUACUUUGGUGUGCGUUUGUGUAGCUUUUGGUACCCCAGCUUGGUUGGUUAGUGAUUAUCGACUCACUGGAGCAAAAGUAGAUAAACUUGGACUUUGGAGACAUUGUUUUCGCUCUCUUCCGAAUCCACAAGAAGCUGAUGCACCUAGACGUUUCUUUGUAGGGUGUCGAUGGAUCUUUGAUCCAUUUACAGCUGGUUAUGCUGAUAUCCGCAGCUUCCUUGUACCACCAUUUAUGGUGGCCACGCAGCUGUUCUUUACAUUCUGUCUGAUGUCCUGUUUGGUGUCUUGUGGCCUGAUACUGCUAUUUGUUUUGUGCUGUGAUCCUGAGCAAAAACGUUAUGUGCAGCUAAUAACAAUCAUAGGUUAUAUUUUGUUGGCUGGAGGUAUCAGUGGCAGCUUGGCAGUAAUCAUCUUUGCGUGUUUUGGAAAUGCCGACGGCUGGAUGUUAGGGCAUGAAAAUAAUUACUUUGGUUAUUCUUUUGCAUUGGGUGUAAUUGGCAGUGUGCUAUCCCUAAUAGCUAGUACACUUUUUCUUAUCGAGGCUUAUGUUCAACGCAAGAAACGUAAAUAUCUGAAAGAGUCUCAAACGCGCUUUCAACUCGAAUCUCAGGCAUAAGACUUUCUGCAAACAGGAGUUUGUACAGAAAAAAAAAAUCAACUUUGUCAAAAGUGAUAUUAUCUGUCUUAUUGAUAGAAAUAUCAAAACGUUCAUUUUCUUGAUAUCCGUAUUAUUUCUAAUAAAUAUUGCAAAAUUAUCCGUCCAUAGGCUACUAAUUUGUUGAUACUUUUAUUAUUUAAGAUACGUUUAUAUUAAGUAUGCGUUGUGUAAGAAAUCUAGAUACUAAUUAAUUAUAUACCCGACUUUUUAGGUCUAUAGUUUUUAUGGAGAACACAAUAAUGUUUAUCAUGGCAAUAGUUUUUACUCACAUGUGGCCACGCGUGUGUCAACAAUAUGCACGUGGAAUAUGAAUUUAAAAAAAAAAUUUAACUUUCACUGUCCGUUCGUAAUUGAAAUAUACGAAACUGCAAUGUAUUAUCCGUCCAUAAGUACAAACAAAAUCAAAGAAUGAUGUAUGUAAUACACUUACGGUUGGCUUUGUAUUUCUUUUAUAAUGAACUAUUUUAUAAUAAAAUACAUAUUUACUAA